UUUACUAGGGCAUGCUUUCUACGUUUUUUACCAAACCAAAGCCAAAACCAAAAUCAAAUCAGCGAGUGAGUGUAUCAAUUCACGUCUCUCUGUAACGGAAUCAUCGACGAUGAUCACUCGAUUGAAUUCACGUCUUCAUUGUUUCAUCAAUCUCACAGGUAAUUUCAUCACCACCUCCUUCCUUCUUCCUUCGUCUUCCAGAUUAGGUUUAGAAUUCAGUCCUCACUCCACUUCUUUAGCUUCUCUUCUUCACUCCACUUCCUUUUCAAAUAAUGGGGAUCCUCCUCUGUCCAGGUAUCAAAAAGUUACCAGCUUGGAUGAUGCCUUUAACCUGUUCGAUGAAAUGAUCCAGAGAAAACCCCUCCCAUCUGUUAUCAAGUUUAAUCAGCUGUUGAAUGCUGUUACCAAAAUGAAACACUUUUCUUCUUGCCUUGAUCUUUUUAAACAAAUGUGCGUUAUUGGGGUUCCAGUUAGCAAGUACUCUAUGAAUAUUGCAAUCAAGUGUUGUUGUCAGAUGUCUCGCACCAACGACGGCUUUGCACUCCUGGGCUGUUGCUUCAGGCGAGCUGUUGUCCCAAAUGUCUUCAUAUUUAGUACACUCUUAGAUGGACUCAUUCGUGAAGAUAGGAUUAUUGAGGCUGAGAGGCUCUUCAAGAAGCUCAUCAAACAGAAACUAUGUGAACCUGAUGUAGUUAUGUAUUCCACUAUGAUCAAAGGGCUUUGCAAGUUUGGCAAUAAUGAUAUUGCCAUUCGUUUGCUUAGGCUUAUGGAUGAAAGCGGCUGUGAGCCUAAUGUUGUUAUAUAUAGCACCAUCAUUGAUAGUCUCUGCAAGGACAAACUGAUAGAGGAUGCUUCCAAGCUUUUCAAUGAAAUGGUAUUUGCCAAAGGAAUUCAACCAGAUGUCAUCACAUACAACUCUCUCAUUCAUGGCCUUUGUAACUUAUGUCGUUGGGACGAGGUCUCUAAGCUGCUAAAAGAAAUGGAGGAUCUAAGGAUCUCUCCUGAUUUGCAUACCUUUAGCAUAUUAGUUGAUGCACUUUGCAAGGAAGGUAGGGUGGAUGAAGCGGAGGCUGUAAUAGACAUCAUGGUUGAGAGACGUGUGGUUCCUGACAUAGUGACAUACAAUACACUUAUAGACGGUUACUGUCUGCGAGGUGAAAUGACCAAAGCAAGGACACUUUUUGAUUCACUUACUUCUAAAGGUUUCGUCCCUAAUGUUGUUACUUAUAGCAGUUUACUGAAUGGGUAUUGCAAGAGUUUGAAAAUAGAAGAGGCCAUGCAUUUGUUUCAUGAGAUAACAAGAAAAGGUUUGAAACCUGAUAUAGUCAGUUACGGUGCCAUGUUACAGGGUUUGUUUCGGGUCGGACGUUGUGGAGCUGCACGCAAAUUCUUUGAUGGGAUGCGAGCACAAGGCCUUAUUCCAGAUGAAUGCACUUACGGAAUAAUAUUAGAUGGCCUUUGCAACAACCAUCAAGUUGAAGAGGCGCUCUCUUUGUUUCAUCUGGUUGGUGAUAGCAAGCUAAAUUCUAAUAUCGUGGUGUACACAAUCCUUAUUGAAGGUGCUAGCAAAUGUGGGAAGUUUGAUAUUGCAAGGGAUCUUUUCCAAGACCUAACUCUAAAAGGUUUGCAACCUGAUGUUCAGACAUAUACCGUGAUGGUUAGUGGCUUGUGUGGGGAAGGUUUACUAAAGGAAGCAAAGCACUUGUUUCGUAGAAUGGAUGAGAGUGGCUGCCCACCAGAUGGUGUUACUUACAAUGUUCUUCUCCAGGGAUAUCUUAAGAAGCAGAAUUACGAUGAUGUUGAGAUGCUUUUACAGGAAAUGGAUGGAAGAAGGUACUCACUUGAUGCUUCAACUUUAUCGAUGUUGAUUGAUGAAAUGGCAGCUGGUUCAGUAGAUAGAAGUAUGCUUAAAUUGAUAGGUAAGCUUGUCCCAAAAGGAAUGAACACUUAUGCCUAGAUAACAAUAUGAAAUAUGUAGCUAGUUUCAGUUGGUGUUUACUUUUGGCAUAUUCUACUCAACGAUUUUGAAAAGUAAAUUAUCUGUAUUCCAUUGAUAGUAGCAGUCUCAUUUUAAGGUUUUAAUCAAGACUUUUGGUUUGUAUUGUGUUUUCUAGCUUAAAAUUGUGCAAGGUUGUUAGGUUUUUUGUUGGGUGUCUUACUGUUGUGGAAUCAUAAGUCACCCUGUAUGUUGCAAUGUUUGACUUUUUGUUCAAAAUUA
Molecule: messenger RNA, 2218 nt
Organism: Helianthus annuus (common sunflower)
Lineage: Eukaryota; Viridiplantae; Streptophyta; Magnoliopsida; Asterales; Asteraceae
Product: pentatricopeptide repeat-containing protein At1g63330
Exons: 1
Coding region: 110-1957 (615 amino acids)
Molecular function (GO): protein binding
Source: RefSeq, a predicted model, not a curated record